UCGUUCGCUGUCACAUUAGGUUAGGACGCUUAAUUCAUCACUCGUGUUGAUUUUUAACGAUUAAUUCAACGAUAAUAACGAUAUCUUUAUUCUGAUUUAGAUAAUCUAUAAGAAACAACAUGCCAAAAGUUCGUCGUAGUCGUAAGUCACCCCCAGAGGGCUGGGAGCUUAUCGAGCCAACUCUCGAAGAGUUGGAACAGAAGAUGCGUGAAGCCGAAACUGAACCCCACGAAGGAAAGCGUAAACAAGAAUCACUCUGGCCCAUAUUCAAGAUUCAUCACCAGAAAUCUCGCUACAUCUACGAUCUGUUCUACCGACGAAAGGCCAUCAGCCGCGAGCUCUAUCAGUACUGCCUUGACGAAAAAAUUGCAGACGCAAACCUAAUCGCCAAAUGGAAGAAGACAGGUUAUGAAAAUCUGUGCUGCUUGAGAUGUAUACAGACCCGUGACACCAAUUUUGCUACAAAUUGUAUUUGCAGAGUGCCUAAGAGUAAGUUGGAAGAAGGCCGUAUUGUGGAGUGUGUGCACUGUGGCUGCAGAGGAUGCUCCGGGUAGUUGUGUAUGAAUAUAAUUAUUGUAAGAAUCUUAGGCUAUGCAAACUUUGAAAAAUCA
Molecule: messenger RNA, 611 nt
Organism: Leguminivora glycinivorella
Lineage: Eukaryota; Metazoa; Arthropoda; Insecta; Lepidoptera; Tortricidae
Gene: l(1)10Bb
Product: protein BUD31 homolog
Exons: 2
Coding region: 120-554 (144 amino acids)
Biological process (GO): mRNA splicing, via spliceosome
Cellular component (GO): spliceosomal complex; nucleus
Source: RefSeq, a predicted model, not a curated record